Messenger RNA from Pollicipes pollicipes, 1479 nucleotides. Its product is annotated as homeobox protein abdominal-A homolog. Gene Ontology annotation, cellular component: nucleus. Gene Ontology annotation, biological process: regulation of transcription by RNA polymerase II. Lineage: Eukaryota; Metazoa; Arthropoda; Thecostraca; Pollicipedomorpha; Pollicipedidae. The record is from RefSeq and is a predicted model, not a curated record. The transcript is spliced from 5 exons. Gene Ontology annotation, molecular function: DNA-binding transcription factor activity, RNA polymerase II-specific; RNA polymerase II cis-regulatory region sequence-specific DNA binding. The coding region runs from base 1 to 1290 and encodes 429 amino acids.
AUGGACGCCGCUGCAUUCCUGCAGCGUUUUCAGACGUUGAACCCCUCGCUGGAGGCCACUGGUGAGCAGGUCCUGCCAUAUUUGGAAGAGGCAUUCGGUCGCAGCGACAGUGGCGCCGCCUGGGACAGAGAUGUUAUUCGACUAACCAGCCACGGUCUAGGCGUGCCACUGUGCUGGGAGUUCCGGCUGCGCGUGCUGCCCGGCGGCCUGGCAGCGCGCCUGGUGCGCCCUCUGUUAGUGGCGCUAGGCCAGGCGCAGCAGCGCGAGCGCCGCCUGCUGGCCGAGGUGGCCGCUCGCGACCGCGAGCUGGACGACUACCGACGCUCCGGUGCGCACUUGAUCCUGAAAGGGCUGCGCACGGAGCCACUGGACGCGGCGCGCUUCGAUGCCGAGAUGGCCGGCCUCGGCGCCCGUCCGGCCGACCUGGUAGACUCCAUGACGGCGGCGGAUGGCCCUAGCUCCCGUGACCCCAUGAACGGCGCGCUCUACGAGGAGGCGGGCGGCGCCAUCCGGCACGGCGCGGCGCAGCCCUGGGGCUACGCCGAGGCGCCGCACCCGGCCGGCAGCGCCGCCUUCGACGCCGGCUACCAGCCGGCCUUCGGGCGCGACGCCAUGACCUCGAUGGCGUCCAGCUACUACAACCUGGCCGACACGCGCCACGACCGCAAGCCGCUGGCGUUCUGGCCAACAAGUACGACUACGCCGCCGGUCCCGUCCACCAUGGCCAGCGCCGAGACGUGCCAGCCGUUCGCCGCGCAGACCUGGUGCAACUACUCGGCGUACGGCCGCGUGCCGGGCCCGAUGGAGGGCCACGGCCAGCACAUGCCCUACCUGCACGCGGCCGAGGACUCGCGCCGCGCCAUGGAGGUCUCGUACCCGCACGACGCGUACGGCCUGCGCACGUACCCGGGCGCCGAGGGCAUCCCGCCGGCUCCGUACCACCCAGGUGAGAGCAGACCCUGGCCGCCGCCCCCGUGCCUGCCGCCCGCCCCCGUGCCGCACCCCGGCCGCCUGAGCACCAACCCGUUGGAGUGGACCGGCAACGUGUCGGUUCGAAAGAAGCGGAAACCCUACUCCAAGUUCCAGACGCUCGAGCUGGAGAAGGAGUUUCUCUUCAACGCGUACGUGUCAAAACAGAAACGCUGGGAGCUGGCCCGCAACCUCAACCUAACCGAGAGACAGGUGAAAAUCUGGUUCCAAAAUAGGCGAAUGAAGAACAAAAAGGCCACGCAGCGGGCACAGAGCCAGGAGAGCUCUUCGAACGGCAGUAUAAACGGCAAAGGAGGGUAACUAUGUGUCGCAGACGGUGUCCGUGGUUCCGGCAGGCCAAAGAUGUCAGUGCUAAGGGGACGGGCCCAAACGCGGAGCCCCUCCCCGCCCUCCCGCCGGGCGCCGAGUGACGUCAUGCGCGCGUGCCUCUGCGUCCCAAGCACCUCCAUCCGGCGGAUUCUCGGCGGGCGGAAUGCACGACGGGUGCCC